Messenger RNA from Aedes albopictus (Asian tiger mosquito), 2731 nucleotides. RefSeq lists its product as uncharacterized. The record is from RefSeq and is a predicted model, not a curated record. Lineage: Eukaryota; Metazoa; Arthropoda; Insecta; Diptera; Culicidae. The transcript has 2 exons. Bases 455 to 1285 code for a protein of 276 amino acids.
AUUUAUCCGCUGUGCCUUGACUAUGUCGCAUUUUUAUUGGAACAAUGCAUUUUAUAUUCAUUUUCGUGAUUUCAGUAUUUUCAAUCAAUUUAAUCCGAUUAUCUCGGAUAAUGUCGGAUUUCUUCAAUUUUUAUUCGCUAAUUUAUUUUCAGUGCAUUUUGUUCCAUGCGUUACACGCGUUACACACGCACACACAUAAUCGUCAAACAAAUACUUAUAAAUCAAACGUCAAAACAAAUUCACUCUGUUUACGUUUACUCUGCGCGCACCAAAUUCUCGUCCAAAAUCUCGCAAUUAUUUCUGUUGUUUGGUGCUAAAAGUGGCGAAAAUAUGGACUAUUUUUGGAAGGAAUUAAGCAAAGUGGUCGAUUCCAGUAAGUAUCAAGGUGAUACUGGAGCAGCUGCGAUAUAUCCAUGGUGGCCUUGCCUACUUAAAUGAUGACGUUAUAAACGCGAUGGAGGAGGAAGUCAAACACCUUCCAGAAACAACCGGGAAAUCAGAUCGUGAAUGGCAGAAGAUGAUUGGCUUCAACGGGCCUUUGAAAAACUUCCGCUUCGUGUUGGGAGAGCGGAGCUUAUUGAAGGUGAUAUCCAAUAUAGUUGAGAAGCAAGGCAUUUCCAAAUUCACGAAGAAACUAAUCAAACAAGACUCCCUUGGAAAAUCUGAAUCGGCCCCCGAAACACAGACUGAGCUGUCGGUGAGGCAGAAAGUCAUCGAAUUUUACACAAAGAAAUGCAGCAGUGGAAGCAACACCGAAACAUACUUUUUCGAUCAAAUAGCAUCCAUGAAGGUCGACAUAUCAUGUGAUGAAGCUGGCACGAGGGCGGUCCUAAAGUGUCCUUUCUGCGAAACAAUUGUGACGAUUCGCAUGGAAAAAUCUGGCAGCUGGAAAAUAUCUAACUUUUCUUCACAUGUUCGAGUUAAGCAUGCCGAAUACGAUAUUCCCGGUGAUAUUAUCUCACAGCAGCCCAAGAAGCGUCCAUGUGACAAUCAUCUGGAAACCACUCCGGAAGAUACUCCAUGGACGGCAAUGGAAACACAUGAAGCUUAUGAAACCGAAUACCUGGAAAUUAGUCAGCAAUCAUGUUCUCAAACCUCGACGGUCGCUGCAGUACUGACAAACGAGAACGAUCGGGAAGUGAGGCGUACUUGUGAGGAUGGACCUCCGACCUACGUAUUACAGCAUCUAGUUGUAAAGCGGAUGAAGUAUGAGGGCAGCGAUCCACUUGCCGAUGAUGAAGGCAAUCAGUGUAGCUCUAACGGCAGUGAUAAUCCAUCAAACUGAGUGGGCGCUGCAAUAAGGCCGAUUGCAGUGUCCGACGUGAAACGGCCGGCACCUCUCGAGUGUUGCAGGAGAAGUAUGAGCUUAACUCUACCAUCAACAGCCAAGCAACCAGAAGCAGGCGGUACACCGAAAAGGAAAAAGAUUUCUUCACGUUUAAAUAUGUACAGGGCGGAAAGGCAGCAUAUGAGUUUGACCACGAGAACUCUUUUUCGCCAUCUAUCAGGACAUGCCAACGGCAUUUGAAUCGCUUAAAUCGAGGAAUUGAACCGGAUUGUCUGAGACUACAAGAUUUUUUGAAAUUCCUGGAGACAAACAAUUUACCAAAGGUGUUUGUAUUAAGCGAGGAUGCAACUCGAAUAACCGGAGGCAUUGGCUACGAUACGCGGAGAGAUCAAGUGUAUGGUUUAGUAUCACCGAUCGGCCCAGAUGGCAUGCCAAUGAAGUCUUUUUUUCCGGCCUCGUCACCAAUGAAGGUUAUAGAAUACAUACAAAAGUAUCCCAUCGGACGGAAUCUCUACGUCACUAUGGCCCAACCCUUAAAACAUGGCGCAGCGUCCUUUUGUAUUAUGUUUUCCUGCAGCGACAAUAAGUUCCUAUCUGACGAUGUGCUUCGACGAUGGAGUCAUACAGAGCAACAGUGCUCAAAUGCUGGCCUGAAUCUAAUUUGCCGAGCUUCGGAUGGGGAUCCAAGGUUGAUUUCCGCUAUGCUGAGAAAGAUGUCGCUUCCUUGUGGUGAUCAAAACCCAUUCGGACCGUGGUAUGUGGCAAAAUUUUCCGUGGAAAACAUUUGCAUCCAGGACCCGAUACAUUUGAUUAACAAAAUGAGAACAAGGCUAAUGAAGACAGGCAAACGUUUGAUAUUAGGUAAAGCAAUAACUCCAGUAUUGAUAACAUCGCACUAACAAUUUGUAUUUACAACAGGCAAAUCUACUAUAUCUGGCGUUCAUCUACACGAGCUACUUACUCUGUCCAGAGAUCAGCACGGACUGUUUCCGUCCGAUCUGAGUGCUACAGAUAAAAUGAAGUUUAAGCCUGUCGAAAAGAUGAUGCAGCCGAGAGUAGCCAAUGCUCUACGACAACAUGUUCCUGACGCUGAAGGGACGGCCAUAUACUUAGAACUGAUGAACAAAAUAAAAGAAUCAUUCAUGGAGUCGACCGCUACUCCCGAGGAAAGGUUGUUCAAUGUUUGGUAAGUGUAUAUUGAACUUAUUUCACUUUUCGACACGGCGAUCACCUAUUUGACAAGCUAAAUAUCGGUAUUUUCAUGGCAGCACAUGCUCAAAUUCUGUUUGAAUUUUCUUUAUUCAGUCCAUCCUAUUGUGGCCAUUCAGGAUUUGUUCUGACCCUCAGGCUCGAAAUGAUGCAAUGGCUCCACGAAGCCGACAACCCCGUCCUGGCUCUCUGCUGAACAUGAUUUUAGCUUGUUGUUCCUCGUUCCUCCGGCAU